UGACAUUUACCGCACACAGAAAAGAAAACACAAACAUCUUGCAAAGGAAGCUGGCGCUGCAAACAAAUUAACAAAAACGAAUAAUACCUUCCGCUUAGCUUGUGCAAACAACGGAGAAAGCGACUACCCGUAGACCAACGCAGUGACUUUCAGCGCAGUGUAAAUAUAUUGCAGAACAAUUGCUACGAAACGCAACAAAAUGAGUGCGAAAAAGUAUCUGAAGAUGCCAGCCCAACAGCCAGCGCAGCCUGCAGCCAAAACGGAAAAGGAGGAGCAAUUAUGGAACGCGCUGAAGCGCCACAUCAUGCGAGAACGGGAACGGAAAAAGCAAGAGCUCCAGGCCGAGGUAGAGGAGGAGCGGUUGCGACGGGAGCGGGAGGAACGGGAAAAGCAGGACGUCAUGACGCUCGGCGAGACGAAGGAGCAAAUACUGAUGCUCGAAAAGAACUUGGACGAACUGCGGAACGAAAAGCAGCAGCUGUUUCUGCAGCUAAAAAAAGUGCUUAACGAAGACGACAACAGGAAACGGCAGAUGAAAGAGGAGAUGUUUGCGAUACAAAAUAUUCCGCAGCAAAUAUUCUUACCUCAGCGGUCCAUGCCACCGCACCAGCAGCAGCAUAUGAUGCAUAAAGUGAGUCAACCCGAAGUGAUGCUCUCGUCGGAACGCAUAUUCACCGACGCUUACCCCAACUUGCAGGGCAACCCGCAGGUGAAUGUGGGAAAACGCACCCACAGCCCUUCGCCCGUACAGCACGUCCAAGGCUACUAUAAGCAGCCCAAUCUCAACAAUCAACCCUAUGCGCUGCCGCAGAAGAUCGAGGAAGGUAGACGGGGCGGAGAGGUGGCCCGUGCCGUGUUGUGGAACAAGUCCCAAUACUGUCCGCCGGUUGGUUUCUAUCCGGGCGCCCCGCCAGCAAACCCGCAGGACAACCGUCCACCGCCGCAGCCGCAGAUUCUGUACCCGUACCAGAGCAGCCUCACCAUUCCGAUGCGCCAGUACGUGGACAUACCGAGCCAGCCCGGUCCGAUGGUGCAGCCGAAACCGGAGCAGCUGAUCGUUAGCGGUAAGGUGGGGCCGCUGCCGCCAUCGCAAGCGAACCUCUAUCACAUCCCGACGCUGGACCACACCGUCGCGGCCAUGCACGGCCAGCAGCCGCCGAUGAAAACCAUCACGAUCGAGAAGAUCCCGCAGGAACGGCUCGUGCCGUACCACAUCGAGCUCGUCAAGCACGACGAGCGCAAGGAUCUGCGGCAGCUGCAGGGCGUGCCGCCGCAGGCGCAGCCGCCGCCCGGCGUGGUAGCGACCCACCUGCCCGAGGGGAUCGUUUACGCGCCCAGCCUGCGGCCAGCCGCUAUUCAAAUGCACACGAUCGCUACCAACCAGCAACUGCCGAAGAGCGGAAGCAUCACGCAGGGUUACCCGUCGGCGCGACCGCCACCGAUCAGCAAUCCCCAGCAACAGCCACCUCCCCAGAUGCAUUACAGCCGCCACCGGUACUAGGAGGCAUGGGUGGGUCACAGUCGAACGGACGAGCGCUUUUGGGUAAAGCAAAAUAUGCUAAGAUAAAAGAACACACUUUCUCCAUCUCGUAAGAAAACAAAAAGGUAACAAGACGUUGCGUUUAUCUAUGGUCAUCAUAGAAACUUUUUUGUUUUAAAUAUUAUAGCAUAUGCAAUAUAAUAAUAGGCUUGUGGAGGAUGGGGUAAAAGCAUUUAUAAAGCUUCAGCACGAGAUGAAGGAAAAUAAACGUUAGCUGGAUCGGUGUA
Messenger RNA from Anopheles arabiensis, 1767 nucleotides. Its product is annotated as G protein pathway suppressor 2. Gene Ontology annotation, cellular component: transcription regulator complex. The transcript has 6 exons. The record is from RefSeq and is a predicted model, not a curated record. Gene Ontology annotation, molecular function: transcription coregulator activity. The coding region runs from base 200 to 1501 and encodes 433 amino acids. NCBI's taxonomy places the organism in Eukaryota, Metazoa, Arthropoda, Insecta, Diptera, Culicidae. Gene Ontology annotation, biological process: regulation of transcription by RNA polymerase II.